AUGAACUUUGAUGAGGAAUCGAUCUAUAGUAGUACUAAAAACAUUAUCAAACUUUUAAUUGGGAAGGAACUAGAAUGUGCUAGGGACUAUCUUAGGAAAUGGGGGCUUGAAGCUGAUGAUAUGGAAUUGCUUUCUGAGUUUGGUCAAUAUACGCUUGAGGCACUAAUAGUUCAUGUUCUAGCAAUUGUUUUUAACCCCAAUGAUUCCCAGGUUAUGGUUCGUGUUGCUACUUUGGUUGAACACUUUGAAAAAAUCGUUCGCUUACAAGCUAAAUUAUUUAAAUGCAGAAGGUGUAAACUAGAUUUUUCAUCUCUGAAAGCCAUGGAAGAUGGGGAGAAUCAGCGGAAAAAAACUAAAUUAGCUAAGCUCUACCCAUUCGGAGCCGCUUUAGUACAAUUCAUGGAGUCCAGAAAAUUGAUCCAAUAUCAUAGUAGUUUGUCUGGGGCAUCUGUGAGCAUCAAGAAAGGGGAUAAAUAUUAUCUUCCUACUCAUCUCUAUGCUGUUUGCAACUUUGAUAUUUCAUUACUGCCGGUAAAGCUCAAUUUACCAAUGGUAAGCAGACCUCUAGAUUGGACAAGUGCAUGUCCAGAGGGGGUAAAUCCUAGAACUCUUUCGGAUCUCUCAGGGGGGUACUUAAGUGGCCCCACAGGUGAAAUAUUACAUCGUUACCGACUCUUAAGUAGUGAUAACAUGAAGAAUUUUCAUAUUGAUAUUGGCAAAGGAGGAGACUACAAGGCACUUUGUAGUGUUAUGAACAAGCUCCAGCAUCAGUCCUUUCAAAUCAAUAGUCAGUUUUUACAGUAUGUCAUAGAAAAUCAAAAUAGAUUAGUCACAUGUGGGCAUUUAAUGCCUGAAUUUCUAUCCACGAUGAAUAUCAAUGAGGUUUCCCUCUUACUUAGAGAAUUCUACAUGAAGGAUGGGGGUUUGAUUCAUUAA
Molecule: messenger RNA, 936 nt
Organism: Dioscorea cayenensis subsp. rotundata (Guinea yam)
Lineage: Eukaryota; Viridiplantae; Streptophyta; Magnoliopsida; Dioscoreales; Dioscoreaceae
Product: probable DNA-directed RNA polymerase
Exons: 1
Coding region: 1-936 (311 amino acids)
Source: RefSeq, a predicted model, not a curated record